UUUCAAGACAUGAUCAACUUUUAGAGAGAUGAAGUAAAAUUUAACGACAUUUAGUGAGUGGCAACAUAUGUGUAGUUACCGUUCGCGUGGAAGUAGUGGCGAGUGUUAACAAUGCCUCCAAAAACGAAAAAAGGAGCAUCUGCUAAAGAAGCAAAAGCAGCUACUCCUGCUAAACAGACUAAAGCUGAAAAACCCAAAGAAGAGAAGAAGGAUGCUCCGCCAGCUCCAAAAGUUGCUCCUAAAGGUGCCGAAAAAGUUGUUCCCAAGGGUAAGAAAGUAGGUAGUGUUACUCAGGCUAAGGCCAAAGCAUUAGCAGCAAAGAAGAAAGUAGUGAAAGGAGCUCAUGGCACAAGGACAAGAAAAAUUAGAACAACAGUACAGUUUAGACGACCACGUACAUUGAAACUCAUGAGGAAUCCUAAAUAUCCAAGGAAAAGUUGUCCCAGGAGACCACGAUUUGACCAGUGGUCCAUUAUAAAACAUCCUCUGACAACUGAAUCUGCUAUGAAAAAGAUUGAAGACAAUAAUACCUUAGUAUUUAUUGUGCACAAAAGGGCAAACAAACCGCAAGUCCGGAGUGCUGUUAAGAAGUUAUAUAAUAUUGAUGUUCAGAAAGUUAAUACCUUGAUAAGACCUGAUGGACAGAAGAAAGCAUACGUUAGAUUAGCUCCAGAUUAUGAUGCAUUAGAUGUAGCUAAUAAGAUUGGAAUCAUAUAAUGCAAAUAGAAACAAAAAAUGUGGUUUUUCAAAUAAAGUAAUUUAAAAAAAAA
Molecule: messenger RNA, 770 nt
Organism: Stegodyphus dumicola
Lineage: Eukaryota; Metazoa; Arthropoda; Arachnida; Araneae; Eresidae
Gene: RpL23A
Product: ribosomal protein L23A
Biological process (GO): translation
Cellular component (GO): ribosome
Molecular function (GO): rRNA binding; structural constituent of ribosome
Source: RefSeq, a predicted model, not a curated record